AUGAUGCGUGUGGCUAAACCCGAUGGGAAUUACGCGGUGUAUGAGGCUCUUUUCUGCAGCAUCAUAGAGAAGAGCAAUGGAGGACAGAAGAACCUUGAUAUCGACGUAUUGGAGCUGCCGCAGUUGGAGAUUCUCGCGGAAAUGAUUGGAGUUUCACUAGACGACAGUUCCAUUUAUCGUCUUGCGUGGAGCUGGUCAUGCCAGACACCACUUAGUAUUAAAAAGAAUGAAUUUAUGAAGGGUAUGAGAGCAUUAGAGACAUCGAUGAAAAAGACAAAGCCGAACGCCAUCACCCCGAAUUUACCAAAGAAUACAUUACGGCCAGAAUUUAAUCCGUAUCUUUGUGCGAUGCGUUCCCACGUUGACGAAAUAGACGAGGUGUUACACAAGGACCCGGAUCAAUUCAGAAAAUUUUACCGUUUUAUAUUUGGAUGGGUACGCUCACCCGAGACUACGGCAAGAAGUCUGGGCGAGUUGGGGAUGAAUAUAGCGACAGCUGUCGAGUUGUGGCAAAUGCUGUUUCCUGAAUACAAAACCUUUCUCAAAAUGAAUGAUUGGAUAACAUUUUGCACAACCAAGGAAAUCUUUCAUCGUGAAGCCAUUAGUCGAGAUCUUUGGGAGCAGCUCUUGGAGUUUACGUCCUUAACUCGGUAUGACACAUACGAUGUCAAUGAUGCGUGGCCAAGCGCCAUUGACGACUUUGUUGAGUACUUCAAAGCCCAGCACCCAAACUGUGGGGAAGAGGAGAGUCCAACCCAAAUUCAUGAAGACGCAAAAUAA
Trypanosoma cruzi is the source of this 780-nucleotide messenger RNA. RefSeq lists its product as uncharacterized. The record is from RefSeq and is a predicted model, not a curated record. Gene Ontology annotation, biological process: protein neddylation; positive regulation of ubiquitin-protein transferase activity. Gene Ontology annotation, cellular component: ubiquitin ligase complex. The coding region runs from base 1 to 780 and encodes 259 amino acids. The transcript has a single exon. Gene Ontology annotation, molecular function: cullin family protein binding; ubiquitin-like protein binding; ubiquitin conjugating enzyme binding. NCBI's taxonomy places the organism in Eukaryota, Euglenozoa, Kinetoplastea, Trypanosomatida, Trypanosomatidae.